This is a messenger RNA of Pungitius pungitius (ninespine stickleback), 3263 nucleotides long. It is a transcript of the gene ccdc107, whose product is annotated as coiled-coil domain containing 107. Lineage: Eukaryota; Metazoa; Chordata; Actinopteri; Perciformes; Gasterosteidae. The transcript has 6 exons. Bases 152 to 1132 code for a protein of 326 amino acids. Gene Ontology annotation, biological process: protein localization to cell surface; synaptic transmission, cholinergic. The record is from RefSeq and is a predicted model, not a curated record. Gene Ontology annotation, cellular component: intracellular membrane-bounded organelle; neuronal cell body; neuron projection.
GAAACAUUGGCAAUGUUAUUGCAGAGACUCGGGGCACAGCUGUUUGGAGCAGACGAGCAGGGUGUUUUCUCUUUGCUUUCGUCGGCCUCACGUCGCGUCCUUACUGUUGUCCUCGCUGUUUUCUGGGGUCGUCCUGUAAGCUCGCCGCGUGAUGGUUUUGACAACAUCACAACAAGUCGCCCUGGCGUUCACGGCCGUGCUUUUCACGUUCGUCGCCGUUCCCCGGAUGUUCGGCGUCGGGACCGGGGCGAAGGAAACGAGAGUGGACCCCCGCUACACCAGAAAAGCAGCAAGCGCGGUGAGGGGUCAGCCGGUCAAACCGAACGCCCCCGGUUCGUCUCAGACCGCCGAGAACAUGCAGCAGAUGAAGAAGCUGAUGGACCAAGACCUGAAGGGUGACAAGUACAAGCCCAACAGCAGCAAGGGCUACGUGUUCACGCUGAUGCCCCUCUACGCUGUCGGAGUGGGAGUGUUUGCAGCCUACAAGUUCUUGAAGAUGAAGUCUGCAGACGACAAGGCACAGAAGGAGAAAUUUACCAAGGGAGCCAAAAAGUCAGUAGAAGCAGAGAACCAGUUGAACGAGUUGGAACAAAGGCUUGCACAGACGGAGAGGAUGCUCAAUUCCAUCCUCACACAGCUGGACCCGCUGACCAACUGUGUGAAGUCGGUGGCCCAGGAGCAAAAGAACGAGAUCAUGUCUCAACUCCAGACAAUCCGGUACCUGAUGAAGAAGCGAGGAAUGGACUGCCCCCCUGUGAAUGAGGCAUCCUGCGAGCGCAACCUGGAAGAACUCAUCGAGUCGCUAGGAGCCAGCAACGCCUCGGCUGCAGAAGCCUACCUUUCAGACGAGCAACGCGCUCCGAGGGCCGAACAAGUCGAACAGAAGCGCUCGGAGAUGGACGACGCCACAACAGAGGGUGAAGAGAUGAGUGACCUCAUACCGGAAGAGUCAGAGGGGGAAGCACAGGUAGAGGUGAGGGCAGGAGAGGACAAUGAAGAGGAAAAAGAGGAAGAAAUAUUGGUGGAAUCUGAGCUCAUGCCUUCACUAGAGGAAAUGUAUGAGACAAACAUUCAGGAGGUUGGAGCAAAGCAGCAGGCGUCCGGCCUCAGGCGACGCAACAGGCCGGACUAAAAUCUCUCUGGGACUUCUUCGCCGUAAAGAGAUGUGAGAGAUCAAUAUUGAUAUUUAUUACCUGAAAGGCUUUCCUUCCAAAAAGCUGUCUAUGUGAUCGCCCAAAAACGUUAAUUGCAUUAUAACCUCGUCCGAGAAAGCUCACCAACAGCAAACACUUAAGGCUCUAUGUACUAGGCCGCUGUCCCGCCUACCAUCUCCAGGGAGAAACAAAACCACGUACCACAAUAUUGUUAAGUAAAUAUUAAACCGAUCUCAAUGAGCUCUCAUUCCCUGUAUGGAAGCAUUUGUACUUCUCAUGUUUCCCAACAUAUUUAUUCGGAGUGACUCCUUUAUAAUAUGUUUGGUAUCAUAAUAAUGACACAUGACAUGAUUUGUAGCAUACAAGCCAGACUAUCUGACAUCUGCUGACAGUGCAUCAUAUUCCCACCACACUUUGUGCUUUUAUAACAAAUUUGUGGCAAAUGUUUUUUGUAUGCACAUAAUGUUUUUUGUCUACUCCCUGCAUUGUCAAAAGAAUACAGUUGAGACAGAUAAUGACUUGAUGAUGAGGAUUGGUAGAAUCUGGCCACGGCCUAGUGCUGAAUGUUCUAAAUUGUGUCCUUAUCUCCUUCCCUGUCCACUAAUUAUCACCAUUCAUCACAUACAGUACCAGUCAAAAGUUUGGACACGUUUGCAUCAUUCAAUUUAAUGAGCAAGUGUGUCGUUUCUGGUACUGUAUUUUCUUUGUCAAAAGUGUACAUGAAAUGUGCCGGUGGUCGAUGCCACUGAUUGUUUGCCUUAACAUUACAUUCCUCAUGGUGAGCAACUCGACACAAAAAGAUGUAACCGAUAACCGUCAUGGCUUUGAUCCAUUCAAUGCAGUUUAACAACUCACCGGGACACUGUAUUUGAAGAACAAAUGUAUGCAAUAAAAAAAGGGAUUAUUGCAUCAUGACUAAUCCUGACAGGACGUGAGCUUUGAGCUUUUUAUAGGCUCAUCUUGUUUUCACACCGCUCCAUUCUUUGCGGAACCCCUCUUGUUGGGAGGAAUACAUGUGGAACGAAUUCAACUUACUUUCCUAUUUUAUUAAUGCAUACCAAUACUUCACUUUUUAAACAUAGAGGGCCGUUGCUGUGAGCCUACUCAGACUCCAGAAAAUGAUCUAAUCUACCUAUUGUUGAAAUGUAAAGUUGGGCUUGCGGCAUGCUGUCUAUACAUUGAAACAUAACGGCAUGUUGAUUUGACUGCAUGGUGUUUUCAUUUUAUUAUUGAAACGUUCAAAGGUCCUUUGAUCAACCAGAGAGACAUCAACUUGCAUACAAUUCUUCCACCAUAUACUACUCUUUCAAAUCAGUAAACAUAGAUGUGAUUGUUGCUUUAUCACAGAAAGAGAUUAAUGAUAUAUCAUAUUUAGACUUAUGUAGUAAUCCUAAAGUAAAAUUAAAACAUUUAGGGCUUUUAAUUAGUUUUAAUAAAAUGAAGAGAAACUUGGUGGCAUUUCAACAGAGGUAAGUUUAUAUUCAACAGUACAUUCACAACAGAACUGCAUAUGAAUUGUAAUCUGUUACAGAUUAGGAUGGCACAGUUGAUUUAAUUUUGCCCUGCAAAAUAUUCACACAAACCGUAAAGAAAUCAGACGAGUUUGUUAUAUUGUCCAAUAUGAGAGGUUCCUGUAACAUUACUGUUAUUCUCAUAAUAUCUAAGUAUGAAUUUAUUAUGUGAAGCCCACAGAUGAUUGCCUUAUUAGUGAUGUUUGAACUGCACAUGCUGCAGCAUGUUGUUCUUUGCUGUUUUCCUCAAUUCUGAGACUUGACUAAAGUUAUUUAUUAAUAAUUCAUUUUUGGUAUCUCCACGCCCAUUUUAUCCAUGUUGUAGUAAAUUUUUGUUUUGUGUGUUUCAUGCUGGGGUUAAUUGAGGGAACUCGGAAGAAAAUAAAACAUCUAAUAGGUGAUGCUGUUGGUUAUUUUUAACAUUGUAGUAGAACUGAGCCUUUGUUAUCCAUUACACCUGAGCUUUUUCCCUUCAAAAUAUCAGACUUUACUGUCAAAAGGCCCAUGGUAAAAGUGUUUGCGGGUUCCCCAGAGACAGCGAGGGACAUGACAAAUAAAGCACUGUACUGAGGAGGUUGAAUCCGGCCUACCACUAAGA